This is a messenger RNA of Drosophila eugracilis, 3259 nucleotides long. It is a transcript of the gene vimar, whose product is annotated as rap1 GTPase-GDP dissociation stimulator 1. Gene Ontology annotation, molecular function: guanyl-nucleotide exchange factor activity; protein binding. Lineage: Eukaryota; Metazoa; Arthropoda; Insecta; Diptera; Drosophilidae. Bases 101 to 2005 code for a protein of 634 amino acids. Gene Ontology annotation, cellular component: cytosol. The transcript has 4 exons. The record is from RefSeq and is a predicted model, not a curated record. Gene Ontology annotation, biological process: positive regulation of GTPase activity.
CGUGCCUGAAAUCGCAACCGCAGAACAAACAAAAAAAAAAAAAACAGUGACUGGAACGGAAGAAGAAGCAGCAGCGAAAUAAUCAACAAAGGCGGCAAACAUGGCGACUGAAAUGGACGAGCUCAUCGAGAAGCUAAAGACGACCAGUGUUAGUCCGGCGAACACGACGACCCUCCUCUGCGAGAUCUCGGCCACUAAGGAUCCCAAACUAUUUGACAAGCACGAGCUGGCGGACUGCUUCCUGGGACUCACAAAGUGCGAAGAUACAAAUGUGCGCAAGGAGGCGGCUAAGUGCAUUGCUGAGAUCACUAAAUCAGAGGUGCAGCGCAAGAAGUUCACCAAGAAGGACAUAAUAGCCGCCUUUCUCGAGUGUCUGCGUCAUGUGCCGACGACCGAUGGCAGCAUGGAGUUGCCCAUACAGAUAUGCCGGGCUCUGGGGAACAUUUGCUACUUGAACGACGAAGCCAGAGAUCUUAUUCUGGAGCUGGAGGGCGAUGCGGUUCUGCUGCGUCUGCUGGAUAUCGCCACCAUCGAGGAUGUUACCAAUGCGGCUCAGUUUAUCAAAGUGCGGGGUGGCCUGCUGUCAAACUAUUUGCUUGGCGGCGAGGGCCUGGCCAAGAGGGCCAUGGAGCUGGGCGUGAUGAAGAAGAUACAGGGCAUAAUCGAAACUGGUGCCACCAAUGUGGAACAGCACGAGGAUUUGCUGCUUAACACACUUCCACUGCUUAGUAUACUCACUGAGAACGUGGCGGAUCUGAACUUUGAAUCUUCCCUGAAUAUCCAGCUUUCGCGUAUCCUAGCUGCUUCCACGAAUCCCGAUCUGGCUGAGAUGUGCCUGGAACUUCUCCAUUACCAGGCGGAGAGCGACGAGGUUAAGCUGAUUCUGGCCAAGGACGGUCUUUGUGAAACCAUAUACAACCUGCUGGAGAAGUACAAGACUCUGGCCAGCACAAGUGAGGCUAGGGCGCUGAUGAAGCUCGCCUGCGAACUUAUCGUAUUAAUCCUGACUGGAGAUGAAUCAAUGAACUAUCUGUACACCACACCGCUGCUGAAGAACAUGGUCGACUGGCUGGACUCGUCGGACAUUGAUCUGCUUACCACUGGUGUGCUGGCCCUGGGCAACUUUGCGCGCACCGAUAGCCACUGCAUCUACUUUGUGGAGCAACAGACCAUGAACAAGCUGCUCGAGGUGUUGGCCAAGAACAACGGCGUCAAGGACGAUGUGCGUCUGCAACAUGCUUUACUCUCUGCGCUGCGCAACUUGGUCAUCCCGAAGCCAAACAAGAACGCGGUGAUCCAGGCAGGCCUGGUGCAAACCAUUCUGCCGAUGCUGGAAAUCCAUCAGCCACCAGUUGUCUUUAAACUGCUGGGCACGCUUCGCAUGACGGUCGAUGGACAGGAAAAACUUGCUUUGGAGCUACUUAAGAAUAAGGCGUUGAUCGAGCAGCUGGUGCACUGGAGCAAAUCUUCAGACUAUGCGGGUGUCACCGGGGAGUCCCUGCGUCUCAUGGCCUGGCUAAUCAAGCACGCCUACCUCAGCAAGAUCGCUUAUGCACUGCCGCGCAAGGGCGAUGCCCCCGCCGAACAAAUUGCUGACCGGAUUCCUCUCACUCAGGACUACGAUCGCAGCAGCUUAACCGAAUUUCUCGCCAACGAGGGAACCGUAGAGGCCAUGGUCAGCAUGUUAACGGCCCAGCAUCUGGUGAUGCAAAACGAAGCGCUGAUUGCCCUCUGCAUACUGUCCGUGGUUUACUUGUCGCAGGCGAGUGAGGCAGGGCAGGCGCAACGACUGCAGGAUGAGCUGGUUAAAUGCGAGGUGGGAAAAAAGCUGGCUGAGCUCAUCAGCAAGUCGUCGGACACCAUGACAAAGGAGAUCGUCGAGAACCUACAGAACUGCGUCAACCUGCUGAAGUCUUCCGAACAGCUGGUGGUGCAUCUGGAGCAGCACAACAUUAACGAGCUGUUGAAGUCUAUACCCAUUCUCACCGAAUACUGCACCUUGUAAGGGAAUCGGGGGCGUGGCAUUGCAUUUAACCCAGCACCGCAGGAUGCCUCACAGUUGGAUGGGUCGAUUUGUAUGGUUGCAAGAAAACAUGAAGAGUUUAGGGGCGAACAUGUAUCUUUGGACAAUGCUUUGCUGUUUUCAGAAAGAUACUGCGAGUCGACAACGGCUUUAUUAUAUUUACCAAUUUUUAUUCACAAUGUUCGUAGGUCACUAGAAAAUAUUUAUUGAAUUGUAAAAAUACCAACACUUCAGAGAUUCAAAACCAAUGUUGUAUUAGCCAAAGUUGCCAAAGAUAACUUGUUGCUCCUGUAACUCGAUGUUUUUAAAGAAUCAGCCCACCCUUAUCCAUACACAAACACACUCUAAACCGGAGAAAAUAGUAGUUUUCACCAUAGAGCAUAGAGCAACGAUUCAGAUGUAGACUUGACUGUAGAUUGCUAAGACGGAUGUUCGGAUGCAAAACAUAAGCACAUUUAACACUCGAACACGAGAAGAGCGGAAUGUAUUUUUUAGACGCAAGCGUAUUUUGAUUGCAUUUAUGAGGAAAGCCCGACCAAGCGGAGGGAGGAAAACAAAUCGUAUAAAUAUUUAUAAUAUACAUAACAUAUACGUAUAAAUAAAUUAUAUUAAUAAUUUAGCAUUAUAAUCUUUUCUGUUACAUGAUUUUUAAGAGCACAAUAACAACAAAUCGUGGUGAUAUCGCUAAAUAUAUUUAAUAAAUGUAUUUUAUGUAUUGUACUUAUAAUUUUUAAUUGACCCUUUUAAACCGUUGUUGGCACACACCAAAAAACGAAACGAUAAACGAAAAUCAUUUAAGCGCACAAUGUAAUUUAGGUAUUUUAAUUGAUGCACAGACACGCAUUGCAAACACCAUCUAUUUAUUGUAAAACUCAGCGAAGUUAUCCAAUGCAUUUUUAAGCUAACUUUUAAACAUUAACAAAACUGCAACUCAGUAACAAUCAGCAAUCCGAAAAUAGUUGAAACUCAAUAUUGAAAAUAUGCAAAUUUUACAAACCGUAGUCAUAGAGUGCUACAAAUUUUACCAAUUAUUAAAUACGAUGUACUGUUUGGUCACCAAAAACUAUAAAUUAAAUGAGCACAAUUCAAGAGAAAUGGUGUUAAUAUAUAUAAAGCGUUGAAACACCCACAUACACACGUACACCGGAAAAAAUUAUUUAUACAUUCUAAACACAAUAAUGUACAUUUAAUAAUUCAAAUAAAAUUUGAACUGCAUGAGAAAUAAGAGAAAACCAA